Molecule: messenger RNA, 3490 nt
Organism: Xenopus laevis (African clawed frog)
Lineage: Eukaryota; Metazoa; Chordata; Amphibia; Anura; Pipidae
Gene: capn13.L
Product: calpain 13 L homeolog
Exons: 26
Coding region: 303-2591 (762 amino acids)
Biological process (GO): proteolysis
Cellular component (GO): cytoplasm
Molecular function (GO): calcium ion binding; cysteine-type endopeptidase activity; peptidase activity
Source: RefSeq, a predicted model, not a curated record
GCAGCAGCUACAGGGACACACACACAUACAGGUGAGCCGCCUCCCUGCACUCAUCAGGGCACCGUGUGAGCUCAGCAGGAUUAGAAAUGUUCCUUUUUUACGCAAUUUGAUUAUCAAAAAAAGAUUUAAUCGUUAACUAAGGCGAGAGCCCGGGGGACAAGUCUGACAAGAAAGAGAGAGACUUCAAGUGGAACUGAGAUCUCCAGCUUGGGACCGUGCACAGUUGCCUCUGAACAAGUCCCUGAUAAUCACUUCCAGACUCUCAGUGUGGUGGGACCCUCCCAACUGUGAACAGCGUGGCCAUGCCAAUGCCGGGGGUGUACCAGAAGAUAGCAGAAGGCCAGCAGGUCCAAAGGAGGAUUGGAACAGUGGAAAAUCCCAAGAAAUUUAAAGGGCAAGACUUUGACUCAAUCAGGGAAACCUGCUACAGCAGGAGGCAACUGUUUGAGGAUGAAACGUUUCCCGCGCACAUGAACUCCAUCGGCCAAAAAGUGCUGCCCAAAGACCAGCUGCUCAGCGUACAGUGGGAGAGGCCAAAAGAAAUUCAGAGAGAUGCCCGGCUCUUGGUGGAUGGGGCGAGUAUCUUUGAUAUUGUCCAGGGUCAAAUAGGUGACUGCUGGGUUCUGUCUGCUGUCGGGUCUUUGACUUUGCACCAGAAAUUUCUAGAUAAUGUCAUCCCCAAAGAUCAGGAGUUUAAUUACAAAUACGCAGGUGUCUUCCACUUUAGGUUCUGGCAGUUUGGUGAGUGGGUGGAUGUGGUUAUAGAUGACCGGCUGCCGAUGCUGAAUGGAAAGUACCUGUCUGUCCAGCCACGCAGUGGCAAUGAAUUCUGGCCCGGCCUGCUGGAGAAAGCCUACGCCAAACUUCAUGGCUCCUACCAGAACCUGCAUUGGGGUUACAUAUCAGAAGCCCUGGUAGAUUUCUCAGGAGGGGUGCAAGUGGAGUUUGAUCUAAUGAGGCCCCCACAAGAUCUGAGGGACAUUGUUAUAGCAGCUGCCAAAACGGGUUCACUUUUGGGCUGUAUCACUCCUGGCAAUAAACGAUCUGGAAAUCCAGAGUUGAAAAAUGGGCUUGUGCAGGGUCAUGCCUACACCGUGACUGAUGCUACAAAGGUGGAGUACAAGAAUGGUACAGAAGAUUUGAUCCGUAUUUGGAAUCCCUGGGGGAAGGGAGAAUGGAAUGGACGAUGGAGCGAUAAUUCACCUCAGUGGGACCAGGUCAGAGCCGAUAUAAGACACAAGCUAAAUGUUCAAAAGAACGACGGAGAAUUUUGGAUCUCCUGCCAAGAUUUCCUGCAGAAUUUCAGCUUUGUGAGUAUUUGUAAUCACACUCCGGCGUAUUUUGACUUUGAGAACCCAAAACGCGCUUGGCAGGAGCUCACGUACUUUGACCGCUGGGUGAAAGGAAGCACGGCCGCCGGCUGCAGCACCUCAGAGGACCUGUGGAGGAACCCCCAAUUUGUGAUAUCAGUGUCGGACUCUGAAGGGAUGAAUAGGGGGUAUAAUGUGACUGUGGCGCUAAUGCAGAGCCUGGAGAAUCAGAAUAAGUACAACCAGGAAUGGAUGGGCAUUGGCUUUGCAUUUUGCAAGGUGGCAUCCAAGGGUGUGAAGAGUUUAUCUCAGCAGAAUUAUUCUCCAAACCAAGCUGUGGAUGUCAUCAAUACAGAGAUACAAAUAAGCCGUGAAAUCACUCGCUCAUUUAGGGCUCCUCCCGGGACGUAUGUUGUUAUCCCCUUCACCCAAAGUAAAGGCCUGGAGUCCGAAUUUCUCUUACGGAUCUUCUUGAAAACAAAAGAGAUUGAUAAAUUUCAAGACACUACAUUGGUUCCAAGGGAAGGGAACCAAACGUACCCCAGUGAUUCUAGAUUAAGGUACCAAGACACAAAACCUAAGCCCAGGGAUGAAAAACAAAUAUUUAACCCUAAUGAAAUCAGAGCAAGGAACCAGAGCAACAGUUCACUCCCCAGAGAAGAGAACCAGUACCAGUAUGCGAGUGAUGCCGGCUUAAGUGAGUUUAGCUCCAGCCUCAGCAUGAACUCCCAGAUUCCCAAGGCUGUGCUGAAGAAAUAUCAAGAUGACGGCUAUGAAAAAGUUUUUAUCCGUUACUGUAAUAAGAGCUCGGAAUUAUACGCAGAACAGCUACAGAAACUCCUGAAUGAGGUGUUAAUUAAAGAUCAGACUUUCAAUGCCAGCAGAGGAGACUUCACCUUGGAUGCCUGCCGGGGGAUCCUAAUGUUGAUGGAUCUUAAUGCCAACGGCAGGCUUAAUCUGCAAGAAUUUGAGCGCCUCUGGAAACGACUCAGUAUGUGCAAAGACAUAUUCAGAUCCAUAGAUCUGAACCAGACAGGAUUCGUUGAUGCCUCCGGUUUGAGGAAAGCAGCUCAACUUACAGGGCUGCCAAUCAGCAACGCUGUUAUUAACGUCAUGGUCCUGAGAUACGCCAACUCCUCAGAAAAGCUCAACUUUGCCGAUUUUGUCUGCUGCAUUAUACGCCUGGAAACUGUAACAAAGGUAUUUAAGAACCUUUCAAAGGAUGGCAGAGGGGUUUACCUAAGUGGAGAAGAGUGGAUGCAGAUAAUAAUGUCCAGUUGACAUCAAUCGAAGCCCCUUGUAGCUGGUUAGAAUUUUUGGAAUUUGGAACAGAUUUAUGAUGAUCUCAUGGUGACACAUAUCCACUCACAUAACAACGGACGACGGAGAAUUUUUAGGAAAGAUACUUGGGGGGGAUUUUUUCCCCUUGUUCUGUGCAGCGUCAGGAUGAAACAUGACAAUUAUAGUUGGGUUCUUAAGAUUACAGCGUGUGCCUGGCUUGCUGGACAUUUUAUCUGCACAUAUGCGCUCACUGUGAAAGUCAAUUUCAGGGCCAAUUUCAGGGUUAAAUGAGCAGGGUUAAAUACACGGAAUUAACUGUAAACUAUAAAUUCAAUUUAAAAAAAUUGCUGUUUGCUUUUGUAGUUUGGUCUCUGGAUCAGUCACUGGGCCUCUCCAUCGUGUGUUAUUUGUAUAAGGGGUAAUGGACCCCCUAUUUCAGGUAAAUAUUAAAGAUUUGCUGCAAUAGCACCAGCUGCCAGCAGAUGGCAAUGUUCACCAGUUCAGCUUGACAGAAGGAAGAGAAGACUGAAUCCGAUUCUGCAUUAGUUAUAUCUAAAAGAGAAGUUGCUGUGGGCACAAAAUCAUUUUGUUGGUUGUAAAUAAGUCUAAUUCACUGUUUUGCACACACUUGGGGCACACUCACUGCUUUCCACUCACUCACACCCUUUAGAAACCGAUGAACAUUGGUGUCCAGUCUUUUAGCUGUUUGUGCUCAGACUGCAUAGAGCUGUGAUAGAGCAAUACUGCCCUCUAGUGACCAGCUGUAUGGACACAGCCUGCAGUUAAAAGCUGGACACUCAAACAUUGGGUCUCUGUGAGCUCCAGCAUCAGAUAAUUCAAGUAAUAAUACUAAUACAGGUAUGGGACCUGUUAUCCAGAAUGCUCAAGGGUUUUCCGGA